This is a messenger RNA of Paramecium tetraurelia, 186 nucleotides long. RefSeq lists its product as uncharacterized. Lineage: Eukaryota; Ciliophora; Oligohymenophorea; Peniculida; Parameciidae. The record is from RefSeq and is a predicted model, not a curated record. The transcript has 2 exons.
UGCAAAUAUUCAAAAAAUAAUUUAAUUUUUCUUAUGGCAACACCAUUUUUCACAGUGAAAGACGUACCUGCAUAAGAUUUCAUUCAUGCUUAUGCUGAAUAUUUGAAAAAAAAUUAACAAGAUCAAAAUUCCAGAAUGGGGUUCAAUUGUCAAGACAGGACUUGGAAAAGAAAUUUCACCAAUUGA